Musca domestica (house fly) is the source of this 735-nucleotide messenger RNA. Its product is annotated as transmembrane protein 208. The transcript is spliced from 4 exons. Gene Ontology annotation, cellular component: intracellular membrane-bounded organelle. The record is from RefSeq and is a predicted model, not a curated record. Gene Ontology annotation, biological process: vacuolar protein processing. Lineage: Eukaryota; Metazoa; Arthropoda; Insecta; Diptera; Muscidae. Bases 112 to 633 code for a protein of 173 amino acids.
AGUCAUUCGUAAACAAUCCCUUGUACCUUGACAUUAGUUGGAAAGUUGUCAGGCCUCUUCUUUCUUAUUGGAAAAUUCAUUUUUAACAAUUUUUUUAUAAAUUUACAAAAAAUGGCGCCCCAACAAAAGGGUAAACAAGGCACAAAAGGAGCCAAACAAAUUGUCGAAGAGAACAAGUCCACCUUGGUUUUCUACAGGAAUAUGGCAUUGGGCAGUGCUGCAGCCUCAAUCCUGGUGAAUUGUAUAUUCUUUGAAAUUGGAAAAGUGACCGUGAUUAUGAGCAUUUUGUCGUUGUUGACCUUGGGUGCAGCAUAUCAAUUCAUGGCAUUCAUGUCCAAGGCUAAAUAUUCGGAGACCGGAGCUUUAUUGGAUUCGGGUAACGAUUUGAACAUGGAGGGUGGCAUAGCUGAAAAUGUCAAGGACUUGAUUAUACUCACAUCGGGAACAAUGUUGCUCUCCAUGAUAUCCAAUUAUUUCUGGUUCCUUCUGCUCUUGGCUCCCCUCCGGGCAUUGUAUAUGUUGUGGGGUAGUGUUAUUAAGCCCUGGUUGGCCCAAAAGAACGAAGCCCAAGAGCCGGAAGUUAAUGAAAAGAAACAACGCAAAUUGGAACGUAGAAUGCGUCGCCAAAGAUGAAAAGCCUGCGGUGCAAAUGUUCUUUUUUGACAUUAGGUAUAGCUACAUGUUUUCCUAUAUACAUACAUAUAUUGUUGUAAUUAAGAGAUUUAAGAGAUUUUA